This is a messenger RNA of Hyaena hyaena (striped hyena), 1481 nucleotides long. It is a transcript of the gene NHLRC4, whose product is annotated as NHL repeat containing 4. The transcript has a single exon. Gene Ontology annotation, molecular function: protein binding. The record is from RefSeq and is a predicted model, not a curated record. The coding region runs from base 127 to 498 and encodes 123 amino acids. Lineage: Eukaryota; Metazoa; Chordata; Mammalia; Carnivora; Hyaenidae.
ACCUACCCGGCCCCCCGGGGACUGGCCGUGGAUGCCGCUGGCCGCCUUCUGGUGACAGACUAUGCACUUGGGGCUGUGCACAGCCUCACACUGAGCCCCGCCUUGGAGCCACUGGCCCCAGCCUCCAUGCCGGGUCUGCAGGGCCCGUGCUGGGUGGGCCCAGGGCCUGACGGGGGCCUCGCUGUGAGUGAGGAGUUUGGGGACGUGUGGCUGUUCGGCAGUGCCUGCCAGCCCCUGGGCUCCCUAGGGGGUCUCACAGGGCACGCUUUUGGGAACCCAGCAGGCGUAUGCACUGAUGUGGAGGGUGGUGUCAUUGUGGCAGAUGAGCAAGGGCGCCGUGUGACCCGAUUUCCUCGGGCCAGGGCGCCCGUCUGCCUGGUGUCCGAGGGGCUGGGGCGGCCCCUGGGUGUGGCCUGUGCCCCUCAGGGCCAGCUCGUGGUGGCAGAUGCAGGAGACAACUGCAUCAAGGUGUACCAGUACCACUCGGAGCCGGCCUGACCCGUGCGCUCGGCUGGGAGCAGCCCCUCAGUGCAUGUGGGCCCAGCCCCCAGGGCCCCAGACCACUGUGGGAGGGACAUUCAGGGUGGUGGGGUCCUCCAGGGUGCCGGCCGUGCCUUUCUGAUGGGACACAUGGGCUGACAUUUACUGAGCACCCGGUGUGCCAGGCCCUGGGCUGGCCCCUGUCUUCCUCUUGGAGAGGAUUUAGACUUGCCGCAAACCUGCCGCCUCCCAGCCUCCCCGACAAGGGGCACAGCCUCCAACGUUGGGUCCUCUCCACACACCAGUUUAGUAGGCACCAAAACUCCCUGCCCCCAUGUCAGCUCAGGCCCUGGUCCUGCUGGCUCAGGGCCUGGGAUGCCUGAGCUUUGACACCAGCAGCUGAAGCCUGGAGAUCGUUGAUGUGUUGGGCUGGGUGCCCCAGCCUCCUAAUCAGACAGAAGCAGGCAGGGAAGACUAGGCUGGGCUGGGCUGGGCUGGGCAGGGGUCUGGCUCCUCACUGUUCCCCAUCCUCAGAGGCACCCCAGACGCCAAGCCUCUUGCAGCUCCUCUGGGCCUAACUGAGGUAAGGGAAAGCAGAGGAGAGUCCACCACUGAGGCACCUUGGGGUGGCACGUGGCUGGGCUGGGAGCCUCCACACCCCCAGCCUCCUGCUCCCGUGUAAGACUAUCUCUCAGGGUGAACCUUCGCUUUCUCCUCUGCAGGCUCUCCAAGCUCAUGGGUGGGGGGUGCUGGGAAGAUUCCAGACUGCAGUCAAGACAGGGGAGCCUUCCUAUGAGGAGAGAUUCCUGUUACUUGAGAACAAUGGGCAAACGAGGCCCCAGAGGGACGGGAGGUGAGGGCUUCCUCUGAGUCUGGGGCCCAGGAGGUCCCCAGUUCCAGUGGGGGGACUCUUUGGGAGGGGACAGUACCUGGUCCAGUCUGUCACCAGGAGAAUGCCUCUGUCUGACAAAGUCCCCUUCAUAUGUUCCAGCCCCUGUGGA